Messenger RNA from Dendrobium catenatum, 2764 nucleotides. Its product is annotated as probable disease resistance protein At4g33300. Lineage: Eukaryota; Viridiplantae; Streptophyta; Magnoliopsida; Asparagales; Orchidaceae. The transcript has 5 exons. Bases 116 to 2572 code for a protein of 818 amino acids. The record is from RefSeq and is a predicted model, not a curated record. Gene Ontology annotation, molecular function: ADP binding. Gene Ontology annotation, biological process: defense response to fungus; cell surface receptor signaling pathway.
AAAUUUUAUCGACAAAGUAUCCUUCCUCCCGCCUUGUUUACCUUCCCGUCUCUCUGUCCACUGACAGCUACCACUCCAUCUCCGCCCCGCAAAAGACGGCUUCUUGCCGCCGGCGAUGGAUACCUUUUUCGCUGGCGAAAUCGCCACCGAACUCGUAAAGGAACUCAUCAACGUCGUCCGCCGCGUCUACCUGUGCCGUCAAAGCGCCGAGCAACUCCGUCGCUCCGUAGAAGCCCUCCUUCCCAUCAUAACCGAGAUCCGCUUCUCCGGCAUCGAACUGCCCCAAUCUCGCCAAAAACAGCUCUCCGAACUCGUUGAACUACUUCGCCACGGCCUCAAUCUUGCCCGCCAAGUCGCAGCUUCCAGCCGUUUUAACGUUUACCGCAGCGUUCAGCUUGCCCGCAAAAUGGAGAAGGUGGAGAGCGAGAUUAACCGUUGGGUUCAGCGGCAGAUGCCGGCACAUAUACUGGCUGAUGUUCAUCACAUGAGGGUUGAAUCGUCUGUCAGAUUUGAUCGAUUGGAAAGGAAGGUGGAGGAGGCGGUGGCGGUGGGGGUCGGGGAAGGGAGGGUUAGGGUUUUGGAGAUGAUAGAGGGGUUAGGAUUUGUUGGGGAGAGGGAAGGGGAGGUGGUGGGGGUUGGAGUGCUGGUGGGGAGGGAGAGGAUUAAAGAUGUGUUGAUGAAUGUUGGGGGAGGAGAAGUGGUGGGAAUUUGUGGUAUUGGAGGGAGUGGGAAGACGACACUGGCGAGGGAGAUAUGUAAGGAUGCACAGAUUCGAAAUUAUUUUGGUGAGAGAAUUUUCUUUGAGACGGUUUCCCAGUUCCCAAACUUAGAGACGUUGAAAUUGAAGAUUUGGGAGCAGAUCAGUGGAAAUAUGGUUAUUGGUAUGUAUAAACAUAUACCUCAAUGGCAGAUCGAUUUAAAACCGAGAGUUAAACAGCCAACUCUCAUAGUGUUGGAUGAUGUUUGGUCACAAACUGAGCUUGAAGAACUUGUUUUUAGAGUACCCGGUUGCAAAACCCUAGUUGUGUCAAGGUUCAAGUUCCCUACCAUCAUCAGCUACACACAUGAAUUGGAGUUGCUGGCAGAAGAUGAAUCUCAGUCCCUUUUCUGCUGCUCAGCUUUUGGUCAGGAGUCAAUUCCAGCCACUGCUGAUAAGAAUUUGGUGAAGCAGGUUGUGGCUGAAUGCAAAGGGCUUCCUUUGGCUCUAAAAGUGAUUGGUGCUUCUUUGAGAAAUCAGCCUCCAAAGAUCUGGGCCAGUGCCAAAAACAGACUGUCGAGGGGAGAAGCUAUAUCAGACUCUCAUGAGAUAAAGCUUCUUGAAAGAAUGGCUACAAGCAUUGAAUGCCUAGCAGGAAAGUUUAAGGAGUGUUUUCUAGACUUGGGCUCGUUUCCAGAAGAUAAAAAGAUCCCUUUGGACGUUCUGAUCAAUCUCUGGAUGGAGAUACAUGAUCUUGAUGAGGAAGAUGCAUUUGCAAUACUGGUUGAACUUUCGAACAGGAAUCUCCUUACUCUGGUGAAGGAUACACAGAACAGGGCAGGCGACAUAUAUAGCAGUUACUGUGAGCUUUCCAUUACCCAGCAUGAUGUGUUGAGAGACUUGGCUCUUUUUAUGAACAAUCGUGAGCCUUUGAAGUGCCGAAAGAGGCUGAUCAUGCCAAGAAGAGAAGAUAGACUCCCAAAGGAUUGGGAAAGGAAUUAUGAUCAGUCAUUUGAAGCACAAAUUGUUUCAAUUCAUACAGGUGAAAUGAAAGAAUUUGACUGGUUGCCUAUAAAAUGCCCCAAGGCCGAGGUUCUCAUGAUCAAUUUUUCAGCAUGCACAUAUUUCCUUCCUCCAUUUCUCACUACCAUGCCAAACCUCAAGUCACUCAUUCUGAACAACUAUGGCUCAUCCUCUGCCAUUCUCGGAAACAUAUCCACUUUCACCUCCAUUAACAACUUGCGGAGCCUCUGGUUUGAGAAGAUAACUGUGCCACCUUUACCCAGAACCACAGUCCCUCUACAGAACCUGAGAAAGAUUUCUCUUGUCCUCUGUGAACUCAAAGAUAGCCUCAAAGACUCCACAGUUGACCUCCAAACCACCUUCCCCCAGCUCUCUCAUGUCACCAUAGAUCACUCCAUGGAUCUUACUGACUUCCCCUCCAGUAUCUGCGAAAUGCGAUCGCUCGAGAACCUGAGCAUUUCCAACUGCCAUGACUUGCAGGAACUUCCAUCCGAAUUCGGAAAACUGGACUCUCUUCAAAUCCUAAGAGUUUUUGCUUGCCCAGCUUUGAAAAAGCUUCCUCACUCUAUCUCCAGGCUGAAAAGAUUGAAGUACCUGGACAUCUCUCAAUGUAUCAAUCUCAAAUACCUUCCAGAUGAGUUUGGCAAAUUGGCUAGUCUGGAGAGAAUCGACAUGAGAGAAUGCUUGCAGUUGAGAGAUAUCCCGAGGAUUUUCGCAUCGCGAAGUUCAUCGCUUCAUGUGGUGUGUGAUGAAGAGAUGGCUUUGUUGUGGAAGGAAAGAGAGAAAGAUAUACCAGAGCUUCAGGUUCAGGUAGUUGAGGAAUGCUUCAAUCUGGACUGGCUUGUAGAGUGAUCUUUGCUUGUUUGCCUCUGUGUAUGAGUGUACAUAUGUGCGUUUAGAAGUGCUUUAGAAAGCUUUGUUUUAAUUGCUUCAAUUUGCUUGUCUCGCUAGACUAAAGUAACUUAGUGAUACGUAGUUUAUUUUGGUCUGUUGAUUGGGGGCUUUAGCUAUCAAUUAAGAGGAUUUGAGUUUGAGUUUUAUGUA